Molecule: messenger RNA, 1656 nt
Organism: Scomber japonicus (chub mackerel)
Lineage: Eukaryota; Metazoa; Chordata; Actinopteri; Scombriformes; Scombridae
Exons: 1
Coding region: 14-1492 (492 amino acids)
Source: RefSeq, a predicted model, not a curated record
AGAAGAGCUGAGGAUGAUCCACGAAAAGAUGGAGGCCAAGAGGAUCGCUCGCAUCGCCCUGGCCGAGAUCAGAGCCUUCCUCGCCGAGGAGGAGGAGGGGAAGGAGGCGGCCUGGGCGCUGAAGAUGAAGACGCUGGAGGCGGCCCAGGAGCAACUGAAGGAAAAGACUGAGAGGGUGGAGAAAGAGAAAGAAGAGAAGGAGAAGUUGGAGAAGGAGAAAGAGGAGAAGGAGAAAAUGGAAAAAGAGAAGGCAGAGAUGGAGAGGGAGAAGGCAGAGAAGGCGGAGAAGGAGAGGAUUGAAAAAGAGAAGGCAGAAAAGGAAAAGAGGCAAAGAGAGAUGGCUGAGAAGGAAAAGGUGGAGAGGGAAGCUAAAGAGAAAGCAGAGAAAGAAAAACAAGAUAUGGAGAGACUGGCCAAAGAAGAGAGGGAACAACUGGAGCGAGAGAUAGCGGAGAAGGAUAAGAUGGAGAGAGAGCGUCUGGCCAGGGAACGAGAGAGGGAAGCCAAGGAGAAGGAGGAGAGGGAACGACUGGAGAAAGAGAGACUUGAAAAGGAAAGAAUAGCAAAAGAGGAGAGGAUGGAAAGAGAGAAGGCGGAGAAGGAACGAUUGGAGAGGGAGAGGCUCGAGAAAGAAAGGAUCGCCAAAGAGAAGGCGGAGAAAGAGAGACUGGAGAGGGAACGCAUUGCUAAGGAAAAAGAGCGAAUCGCCCGAGAGAAGGAACGACAAGAACAAGAACGGAUCGCCAGAGAGAAGGCAGAAAAAGAAAGGCUGGAGAAAGAAAGGAUCGCCAAAGAAAAGGAAAGACUUGAAAAAGAAAGGAUCGCCAAAGAGAAGGAAAGACUUGAAAAAGAAAGGAUCGCCAAAGAAAAGGAAAGACUUGAAAAAGAAAGGAUCGCCAAAGAAAAGGCGGAGAAGGAAAGACUGGAGAGGGAACGCAUCGCUAGGGAAAGAGAAAGACUUGCAAGGGAAAAGGAAAGGAUGGAGAGAGAGAGGGCUGAAAAGGAGAGACAAGAAAAAGAGAGAAUCGCCAAGGAGAAGGCGAGGAUGGAGAGAGAACGCAUCGCCAGAGAGAAUGCACGAAUCGCUCAGGAAAAAGAGAGAUUAGAGAAAGAGAGAGCGGAAAAGGAAAGAGCGGCGAGAGAACAGAGGGAAAGGAUGGAGAGGGAACGAUUGGCGAAAGAAAGAGAGAGAAUGGCUCGGGAGAAAGAGAGGAUCGAACGAGAGAAAGCGGCGGCGAGAGAGAAGGAGCUUCUGGAGAGGCAGAGAGUCGCCCGAGAGAAAGCCCUCCGAGAAAAGAUGGAGGCCGAGCGGCUGGCGAGGGAACGCAACGCCGCCGCCGCCAACGCCAAGAGACCCGAACACCCGGAGAGGAAAACCAACACGACGCUACCGAGACCUCCGACGGCAGCAGAGGAGAAAACACGGAACGGUGGAGUGAGAGCUCAGGAAGUCAGGAGAGAGAAGAGCUCACCGGCAGACGGAAAGAAGUAGCAACGUUAUCGCACAGGAAGAUGCGAUCGGAUUCAUGGUGCUCGGACUCAACGCCGGCAAAUUACGUGUGAAAUGUUCAAACUGUGAUUUUUGGAGCAGCUGGAUCCUUCAUCUAACAACGAGAACAGGAACAGGAAGUGUAGAGCUGCAACCAGUGUAGACGA